Aspergillus terreus NIH2624 is the source of this 789-nucleotide messenger RNA. RefSeq lists its product as uncharacterized. The coding region runs from base 1 to 789 and encodes 262 amino acids. NCBI's taxonomy places the organism in Eukaryota, Fungi, Ascomycota, Eurotiomycetes, Eurotiales, Aspergillaceae. The transcript has a single exon. The record is from RefSeq and is a predicted model, not a curated record.
AUGCGCCGCCUCCACACCCUCUACGCCCUCUACGCCCUCUCCCUCCUCCCCACCACCUCCGCCUGGACCUUCGUCUGGCACAACGCGCAAAACAACUCCUUCGUCGAGAGCGGCUCCUCCAAUUACCCCUGCACGCAGGUCGCAAACCCCGAGGGCAUGGCCUUCGAGUACGACUCCGAGGAAGACCCCACCACUAUCUACCUGUACGGGAAUACCAACUGCGCCGGUACCCCUGGCGGCCAGGCGGACCAUUACCUCGCCAAAGCCGCGGGCAACUUUAUCGGGUCGUUUCGGAUUGUUGAUCGGACUAAGAGUACGACUGCGACGCCAACGUCGACGGUGACCACGGCUACGACAUCGAGUACUCCGUCUGCGACGACGGGGACUGGGUCGGCUGCGCAGACGACGGCUGCUGGCGUGGCGACGGCCGAGGGCGGGUCAGCGCUGUCCGGCGGUGCGAUUGCUGGGGUUGUGGUGGGUGUGGUCGCUGGUGUGGCUAUCAUCGCGGCGGUGGUUUUCUUCCUUGUACGACGACGGAGGAAGAGUGCUGCUGCUGCGGAGGCUGGACAAGCUGGGCUGGCAGAGUCGGGUGCGCCUACGCUUAUACAAAGUCCUGCGAUGCAGGGGUACAAGGAAGCGCUGAAAGAACCAGAACACCCGGUGGUUACGAAUCAGACUCAAUCCAAGCCACCGCAAGUGAUGGAAUUGGCGGGUGACUCUUUGGUCGAGAUGAGCGACAGUCACCGGGUGAACGAGCUUGAGGAUAGUAGUCGGCGGAUACACCAGUAG